Molecule: messenger RNA, 2210 nt
Organism: Notodromas monacha
Lineage: Eukaryota; Metazoa; Arthropoda; Ostracoda; Podocopida; Cyprididae
Source: the annotation of a GenBank genome assembly
AUGGAGCAUAUCGUUGAAGGGGUAAGCAUCACUGCGAUCGAUGGGACGAUGUUUAUUCUGGAAUCCCCGAGAAAAAAGCAGUUGAACACCAACAUUCUAAGACCCGUAACAAGGAAGGAUUACGAAAACGUGAGUCACUUGUUGUGGAGCGGUACGAAUUUCCUCAACCAACCCCACCAGCACUACUCACACAUGGCCCAUUUACGGAGAGGCGCGAGGUCGGCCAAAAGAAGUACUUUCCUAGUUUUGGCGCCGCUGUUAUUGUCGGUUUUGAUUGAUUUGCCAAAAACAGCAGCUCAGUCGAUAAACGGCUUACCAGGGGAUCCCCAAAAGCGCUUCCCUUUCUAUGACCAGUUGAAGGAUCCUCUCUUGUUGACGCCUUUUAUUAUGACGGGUGAUCUGGAGUAUGGUCGAAAUUUGAGCCGUGUCAACGGAUUCAAACAGAUUGCCGGUGACUUGGAAAGCUACUCUGGAUUCCUCACUGUCAACGAAACACAUUUUUCGAACAUUUUCUUCUGGUACUUUCCGGCUGAGACCCUGGUUUCUCUUGGAUACAGUUUUACUGCACCUGCUGGUCGACCGAAGUCAUUGGCAGAGUCCACCGAAGACUUGUACGCCGCUUUGGUUCAAUUCUACGCUUUGUUCCCGGUCGUCAGUGUUUUCCCGUUGUAUCUCACGGGCCAGUCCUACUCAGGGAAAUUUGUGCCAUCUCUGGCGCGGAAAAUCGGAACUCGAAAUAAAGCCUUGCGGGCAAAUCAACGACAGUCGUCAACAGUCACGUCGGCCUUGCGAUUGCAGAUGCUGCUUCCGCUCGAGGGAAUAAUUAUUGGCAACCCGAUGAUUCAUCCGAAACAGAAUUUCCACUACGGAGAUUUCCUUUUUGGCCAUGGGUUGAUCGACGAAGUUCAAAGAAACCAUUUCGAAUUGCGAGCCAACGAGUCUGUCCAGCUGGCUGACGAGGGAAAAUGGGAGGAAUCCGUUGACGUAAUGGACCAGCUAAUAUUCGGGGCGUUCCGCAACGACACGUACUUCAAGCGCGUCACGGGUUUCGACCAGUACCACAGCGUUCGCGGUCCUCGGGACACGUACUUGUUCACUCCGAGUUACGCCGCAGCCGACGCGUUUCUCUCGUCGGUCACAACCCGAAGGAACCUGCACGUGGGCGAAAUGCCGUUUUUCUCAUUCAGCGAAGAGACCCUGAGGAACUUCAAGGGCGACAUGGCCCAGUCCCAGCUGGAGAAUUUGGAGUUCGCCUUGGAUAAUUACCGAGUGAUGUUGUACUAUGGCAGCCUGGACAUCAUUUGCAACUUCGAGGCCGGCCGGCGAAUCAUCAACGAUGCUAGGCGAUGGAACAGGUACGAGGAAUGGCUGCGUACAAAUCAAAAGCCCUGGAAAGCGAAGUUUGCUGACUUGGUGCGAUAUGGCUUCGGUUCGGGUCAUGGUGACACCAUGCCACCGUCACCAGCAAACGUCAACGACGAGGUUACUUUCGGUUACGUCACUCAAUUGCCGAAAAUAAACAAGAGCCGCAACGAUUUCGUGUUUCUCGUCGUACUUGGUGCUGCGCACAGUGCCUUGCAAGACCGCCCAGAAAUCAUGCAACACGCAGUCGACACUUUCCUCCGACACGGAAAAUUCUGAGCAUCUGCAACAACAAUAAAAUUUCAAAUGACUCAUGACGCUUAAGGAUUCGGAUUGAGCGUAAUAAUUCAAGAAUGGCACGACAAAGAAAUGCAGAACAUUGUUUUCCCGCAAGAGGAGUACAUGUGAGACCGAGGGCAAGAAACAUGAGAUUGAAUAAGUUUGAGAAAUUUUUACAAAAGGACUCACCACUGAAUUAUACAAAAUUUUCUCCAUGGGUUUCAAGUGAUCCUGUCAAAUUUCAAAUUACUGAAGCCAUUAUACAGUAUAUGAGUUAGUUUCGACAAGUUUUUUGGACUUCAAAGAAAAUCAACGACAUUGAAGUACUGUACUUCGUUCUUAUAAAACUUUCCGAAGGAUUACAACAGAAAUAACCUUUUAAAUCGCCCCGAGAAGAAUUUCAUUCAGGAAUCCAAAUGCAGGGCUAUGCGUCAGUUUUUCGAAGAUGAUCUUCAGUGAAAGACUCGUCCAAAAUUCCGGUGGUUGUACAAACUCUUGUCAACUUUGUGGCUUGAAUAAAGGACGAACUCCUUGCGAGGCAUUUGCACACGUACGUGGCAGAUACAAGA